GAAGAUUUUGAUGAGAGGCAAAAUAUAACCAGGUAUUUCCACCAGUUUUUCUCUUUCAUGAAAGUCCUGAAGAGAAAGAAACUUUCCAACAUGUGGAGCUUUCUAUUUGUCCUUUGUUGUGUCUUUACAGUUGAGUCUUUGACUCCUGUAACUGCUCCAGUCGGAGGAAAGGUCACUCUUACGUGUUCACACUUCCUGACCAACUUCAAUAUCAAGUAUUUCUGCAGAGCUGAUUGUGCAGACGACAAUAUUCUCAUCAGAUCUAAUACAGGAAAAAGAGAGACUCGCAAAGGGAGAUAUACUCUUCACGACAUGGGGACAGAGUUCACAGUGACCAUCACUGACCUGCGGAAAUCAGACUCUGGGACGUAUAUCUGUGCAGUUGAGAGAUUUCUUAAAGACACUUUCAGUGAUGUUACUCUAAAUGUGAUUGAGGGUAUCACCACCACUGAGGUCUCAGCUGGUCUCAGUUCGAUCUUAACAACCUUUUCAAAGACAACAGAACUGAAUCUAAAAUCAACCAGCAUCACAUCCACAGAACAGUAUUUUUCUUCUACAGGUUCCAUUGUUAUUUUCAUCACUGCAGGAGUUUUGCUUUUGCUCCUGAUUAGUGCUCCUUUGGUAAUAACAUCCAUUCGAAUGAAAAAACAGACUCUUGAGCCAAUGCCCGUUCAUCUGGCGUUUAGAAAUGGAGAUGAGAUGGAAUAUGAGAACGUGACCCCCAAAGUCCUUCCAGAUUCACCCACAGCUGAUAAUGCUAAAGCUUCUGCUACAAUAGAGUUUCAGAGACCAUCAAACACAGAACCAGGAAACAUGGCCGAUCCUAAUAGAGAUUCCAACUACAUAAAUGUUGCCCCGGGAACAACAGAUCAAGAAAUGGACGCCUGUAGAAGCAGUCAUGUGUAUCAGUGUCUUAAUAUAGAUCCUAGUCAACAGUCUGUCUAUCACAUUAUUAACCGAACUGCACACUGACCACACAAUCCUUAUAAACAACUACUCAAAAUCCAUAAUUGCCCUUCAGACUCAACAUAAAAUAGGGGAGACUGGGGCAAGUUGUCACAUGGGGAAGUCCAAAUUUAUUGUCAAAAGUCCAGUUGCACUUUUGAACGUUGGCUUUAUUAUAUUAGAGUCGUAAAUUAGUCAUUUUGUGAUACCCUGCAAAGUAAAUUGUACUAUUACUGUAUUUGUGUGAAAUAAGCGAACAUAAUAAAACCACACUGGCAACUAUAUUAUGAAGGCAGAUGUUUACUGAAAUGGUUAAAUAUGUUCUCAUGAAA
Messenger RNA from Xyrauchen texanus (razorback sucker), 1277 nucleotides. RefSeq names its product CMRF35-like molecule 1. The transcript has 6 exons. Lineage: Eukaryota; Metazoa; Chordata; Actinopteri; Cypriniformes; Catostomidae. Bases 58 to 972 code for a protein of 304 amino acids. The record is from RefSeq and is a predicted model, not a curated record.